Polypterus senegalus (gray bichir) is the source of this 2221-nucleotide messenger RNA. RefSeq names its product START domain containing 14 (gene stard14). Bases 382 to 1248 code for a protein of 288 amino acids. The transcript is spliced from 6 exons. Gene Ontology annotation, molecular function: lipid binding. The record is from RefSeq and is a predicted model, not a curated record. Lineage: Eukaryota; Metazoa; Chordata; Cladistia; Polypteriformes; Polypteridae.
GAAGUUGAACGUAAAAUGCGCUGUGCAUAUACAGUAUCUGUACCGUAAGCGACCAGGAGCGGCGAUCUUGUACUUUGCAUCGCGUGCCUUUGAGCUGCAUGAUUGCUUAGCAACACGAACAAAAAAAGUUUCUGCACAGUGUGACUGGACAGAUGAUUAAAGCAGGCGAGUAGAUUCGGCUAGUCGCUGAAAGCCACCUGUGCAGGACGCACCUGUCGCCAUCUCCGGAAGUGGAUUCGCUGCUUAUUUUCAUCGUUAAGAGGCGGUAGCUGGUCGGCAUAAUUGUACUAUAUGUUUAUAUAUGAGAUUCUAAAAGUAAGGUAACGUUGAUCUACAGAGAUCCGACAGUUUUCAGUCGGCUGCACCUGUCAAGCCCACUGCAUGCCCGGUGGCUGUUUAAGGCCCCCGAUGGCUCGGACAACAGUUGAAGUGCCGGACGACACGGAUUUCAACCGAUUCCAGGAGGAAUGCGAGUCACAGGACGGCUGGAUUUCCAAAUAUAAGAAGUCUGGGAUGGAGGUUUUAGUUCAGCCCCCUCCAUCCGUGGCCGCGGGUCAAGGGGACAGGAAUAGCCUCUCGACGAUUCACAGGUUAAAGUGCCGAAUGGAAGUGAAGGAUGUUUCAGCUGCCACCAUGUAUGAUGUCCUGCAUGAUGGGGAGUACCGCCGGAAGUGGGACAGCAGUGCCAUUGAAAGCUUUGACAUUGCCCGCAUCACUGCCAACGCUGAUGUGGGAUACUAUUCUUGGAAGUGUCCAAAACCACUUAAAAACAGAGACGUGGUGACCCUGAGAUCCUGGCUGGUCAAGGAUGGAGAGUACAUGAUUAUCAACUAUUCUGUCAAGCAUCCAAAGUACCCUCCUUCGAAGGACCUUGUUCGGGCAGUGUCUAUUCUCACGGGUUACCUGGUGAAGUCUACAGGACCAAAAAGCUGUACUCUAAUCUACAUGUCUCAAGCUGACCCCAAAGGUUCACUUCCCAAAUGGGUGGUAAACAAGGCUUCACAGUAUUUAGCGCCCAAGGUGCUAAAGAAGAUCCACAAAGCAAGCCAGCGAUACGAAGAGUGGAAGGUGCGUCACUCCCCAGAUCAGAAACCAUGGCUUUACCCUGAGCAGAACACAUUACCCUCCGUCAAACUCUCUGAGCUAUCCAUACAACGAGCUGAAUCACUGGAACAAGUGGAUGAGAGCACACUGAAUGAAGAGAAAGAGAGUGAAGAGGAAGAGGACCGUAAUGGUGUCAAGAAAUGAGUACCCUUUUUCUAUACAGGCACUGUUGUCACUGGAGAGAAUCAUCCAAUUAUCCUCAAAUCUAACUCAUGAAGAUGAUGGGAUCUGGAAUAGUUUUUGGCACAAAUCAGUAAUACUAAAGUAAAUUACAGACAUAGACAUUCUCAUAACGCGGUUUCUAAACAGUGGAUAUUAAAAUGGUUAAAAUACACAAGGUUGGAUAAGAAUUGUCCAUUUCUAUUGGAUUUCUCAAAUUUUUGUUCCCACUUCCAACUUGGGUAGGGAAGUGAAACACAGGUGUGCCUUAGUGGGGUCGGUAUGCUUAGUAACUGGUAAAUGACAAACUACUUGAGCAGCAAGUGUAGUCAAAAUGAACGGAGGAGUAUCAAACCGUUGCUGGCAUUGUAAACAGGCCCUUUUCAUGUCACUGCCCAUUUUUUUUCCAGAUCAUUUUUAAAUACAGUUUGUAAAAAUCCUUUUUCUCUUUAUAUAUUUUCUGAAAUUGGGCACAUUUGAAAUAAAUUACACUAAUCGGGUAACUAAACUAAGCUGUACAUAACUUUUUGACCCCAGUGCAGGCUCUUCUUGUUUGGUGCCAGUAUUAUACAGAAGUAUAGUGGAUGGUCACAAGUUAUCCCUGGCACUCACAUCCUUGGGAAUUUCUUGUGUAGUCAGUGAGCCAUGCUUCCUUUUUAACCAAUUUUAUUAAAAAAGAGGACUAGAGCAAACUGACAUAUUGUAAUAUUGCAACAGCCUUACAGUUCUGAAAAACAUUACCAUUCAAGUGCCAUAAAUAUGUCAUCAUCCUUGUUUACUAAGAGGGAAUGUAAUGGAUUUAGAAUCUUGUUAAAUAAUGAAGUAGCAUACAGAUGUGAACGUUACAUGACCUUAUUGUCUACAAGAAAAAAUAAAGUUGAAUCCAAAGCAAAAAAAAAAAAAAUAUAUACAGAUGUUGUUUAUUUUGACUGUACAUUAUAAACAUAUUCCAUAAUGA